UUUUUCAUGUCAUUUGUAGCAGUCGCUCUGGUUCUAUUUCCAGGGUGUGUGCUUGGAAAAGAUGUAUCAGUUUUCCUAGGACAUAGCCCUUAUGAUUGGAUGGAUACCAACACAAUUCUAUACAAUUACAAAGGAUUUUUCCAACCAAUGAUAGAUUUGGUGAAAAAUGAAACAGAAACCCACUGGGACGGAGACCUCAAUGUAGUGUUUAAAACUGCGGAUCUUUCAAAGGACUCGUUGACAAGAUCACUACGGACCUGGGAUACACUGAGUAAGAUAUUUGACAUGAACAAGAAAGAUGAGUUACAGGGAAUAAUUGGUGUAUCUACAUCAGCAGAGGGUGCGUUUGGCUCAGAGAUGUGCAAUGUUCCAUACAUUCAUACCUACAAUGACAAUGGCAGGGACUUGUUACUGGAGAAGGAAGGAAAAGAUAAGAUUAACACCUUCAGCACGACUAUAAGACUAGGACCAACCACGUCUUUUAUUGCAAAUGGGGUCCUUGAUUUUCUGUAUUCGAUAGAUCAUAGAGGUAAUAAUAGAAAAGUUGAGUUAAAGAUCUUUCAUGAAAACUCCUUUGGAUCUGAAAAAAUAGCUGAUCGCAUUAGAACGACCAUAAGGGAUGUGGAGAGCGAUAGCCCUUUUUCUUCUUGGGAAGUGCAUCUAAGCUCAUAUGAGCUUGAUGUUUUUUCUGGAGCUACAACUGAUAAAAACUACCUGUUCAGAGAGAAAAUGUCAAAACUUGACUUUUUCGACACCACUUGCGCUGAUGCUCUCACUCAAACAAGGGCUGUAAUUGUUAUUGGUAGUGUUGGCUUCAUCAGAAACACGGCAAUAUCAAUGUACAGAGCGGCAGCGGCGUCGGAUAAAUUCUCGUUCGAAGAUUAUCUUAUUAUCGGAAUACCAGCAACACUCUGGCCCCGACCUUCUUACAAAGCCGAGGACAUUCUGAAGAUACAUGAUAAUUUUGUUAAGUCCAGUGAUGAUGAGACUGCUAAACUUGCUUUCAGGAAUAUGUUCGUGUUUACAGAUGUGUUUAACGAAACACGAUACGACGAGCUCUCAGAAAAAGUUAAAGACAACUUUUAUGGCGAUAAACUUAAAAGCAAACACAAAUGGACUCCAAACAGACCAGUUCCUACUUGGUCUGGAUACACUCACGACGCAGCCCUUUUGUUAAUGAAAGCAAUCAAGGAGAAAAAGUAUCCGUCUCAUUUCUACGAUUAUCUCAUCGAUCAUGAAACCUGGACCGAGGCUGAUUUCGAAGGAAUCCAACCAUUCUCCGGCAAUAUUAAAUUCAAUAAGUAUGGAGACAGAGAAACAACACUUGACGUCUCACACUUUGGGAUUAACAACACAUGGUAUCUAGUAGGACAGGUUCAACCGGUUCAAUAUAAUGGCAAGGUUGAAACUGUCAAGGGAUAUGUCGCUUCUGUGGAAUUGAAAGACAUUGAGUGGCCUAAUGGAAAAAAAAUACCUGAACUACGUCCCAAAUGUGGUUACGAAGGGUGCAAGGGAUUGAGCGAGGGUACCAAGAAUAUUAUUUACAUAAUCAGUAUUGUAAUUGGAUCAGUAGUGGUAGUGAUGGGUGUUGCUGCAUGUGUUUACAGGAGCUAUAAGAAGGAGCAGGAUCUUAAGGAUUUGAGUUGGAGGGUUGACUUCAAAGAGUUACAUGAUGUUAACACUCAUGUUUACACUAAUUUUAAUGAAGACGAAACUCAAACUGAAUCAUCUGGAACAUCAACGGUCACGGACCUUAAAGCCGUGACAGCUGCGAAAACUGUAUCCUUGGACUCCAUCCAGAUCUCUAAUGGGCAGAGGAAAAUGUUUAAAAAUCUCCACGUAUUCAAUAAACCUCUUGUUAGUGAGAUUUUCGCUAACGUCUUCCACGAUAUCGACCUCAUGAAGGAGCUGAAAUACCUGAAAGAUCUUAACAGUGAUUAUCUGGUGAACGUAGUGGGAUUGUGCCAGGAUCCUCUGUCUAACUACUUUUGGCUCGUUAACGAGGAUUGCCUGAAAGGAACAUUGAUGGAUGUUUUAAACGACGAGACAAUGGAAAUUGACAGUACUCUGAAACUCAGUAUGAUUGAUGAUAUUGCAACAGGGAUGUCAUUCAUUCACAACAAAACAAACAUAGGAUCACAUGGUAACCUCAAGACAACCAACAUUCUAGUAUCUGACAACUUCACCAUGAAAAUAGGCGAUUAUGGAGAAUGUGUAUUCAUGUCUGAUAUGAAGAAAUUGUAUCAUCAUUCUGAGGUGGAACACAACAAACGCUUACUGUGGAGAGCUCCUGAAUUAGUAAGAAAGAAAUACAUAGACGUAUGUGGAACUAAAGCUGGAGAUACGUACAGUUUUGCAAUCAUAGUCCACGAGAUUAUCAACACAGCAGGCCCAUUCAACCUUAACUCUGUUGAAAACUCUGAAACUCCUAACUCGAUAAUUCUAAAGAUUAAAGAUACGACUCUUGAGCAACCAUUCCGCCCUGAUUUUAGUGGACAAACUAGGAACAAGCCGUUAAGGAGAAUUUCGAACAUGGUAAAACAGAACUGGUGGCAUGAAAACCCUGAAAAUAGAGAUGCUUUCAAGAAGAUUUCUACUCGACUGAAAAGAGUCGAUCCUAAAGGGUCAAAGAAAGGAAAUUUCUUGGAUCGUGCGGUGAAGAGAAUGGAGAAGUUUAGCGAUGCUCUGGCUGAAAAGGCGGCUGAUAAAGAAUCUCAAAUGGACGCUGAGAACAAGAAAGUUAACGAGUUGAAGGAGCACUUUGUUCCCAAGAUCCUAAUGAAUGCUGGAUUGGACAAUUUCAAGCCUGAGAGGUUACCAGACACAAGUGUUGCAGUAAUCGAACUAGCGGGGCUGACGAACGCACUGCAGCAUGGCAAAUCACUCCAGAGUGUGGUGGACUUGGAAACGAAGUUCAGGUCAAUUUUAGACCACCUCGGGCAUGGUACCAGGUUCUUCUUUGGCCAAGGGCAGAAAGCUCGUCGUAUGUGGGUAUGCAGCAGUGUAACAGAAAGCCAGCGCCAGAACUCUAAUCACUUGGCAACUAUAAAAGUUAUCCAGAAAUUGAUAUUAAAGAUGGAACAUGAGAUAGAAGCCGCUAAUCUAAAGGAUGUAAAUGUCUGCAUCAAGGCUGGAAUGCAUACUGGUACAAUACACACAGGCUUGUUGGGGAACGGUGAGGACAUGGCUCCGAAGUUUGCAUUUCUGGGGGUGUGCGAGAUGGCUGACACUUUGUGCUCUCUAACUCAAGGUUCAGAGAUACUUGUAAGUCCUGAGGCUCACAAAGCAAUACAAAGUGACAGACCAAUACGAAGUGAAAAAGAAAGAGAAAGUAAUGUGCCAGAUAAUGACAUAGUCCUAGAUUGGGGAGCAAAGCAAGAGUAUGAGAGCGGUCAAGUGUACGAAGCCUAUUGUUUGCAUGUUAAAAAACCAUCAAAAUCCUUAAAAAAGGUUACAGCUUCCUUACAAAAGGUUACAGCUUCCCCCAGCUACUCCAAGAAGGAAGAAGCUUUUGGUUCCAGUCACAGGGCUGCCCCCAGCUACUCCAAGGAGCAAGAAGCUUCUGCCCCCAGUCACAGGGCUGCCCCCAGCUACUCCAAGGAGCAAGAAGCUUUUGGCCCCAGUCACAGGGCUGCCCCCAGCUACUCCAAGGAGCAAGAAGCUUCUGCCCCCAGUCACAGGGCUGCCCCCAGCUACUCCAAGGAGCAAGAAGCUUUUGUCCCCAGUCACAGUGCUGCCCCCAGCUACUCCAAGGAGCAAGAAGCUUUUGGCCCCAGUCACAGUGCUGCCCCCAGCUACUCCAAGGAGCAAGAAGCUUUUGGCCCCAGUCACAGUGCUGCCCCCAGCUACUCCAAGGAGCAAGAAGCUUUUGGCACCAGUCACAGUGCUGCCCCCAGCUACUCCAAGGAGCAAGAAGCUUCUGUCCCUAGUGACAGUGCUGCCCCCAGCUGCCCUGAUGAGCAAGAAGCUUCUGCUCCCAGUGACAGUGCUGCCCCCAGCUGCCCCGAUAAGCAAGAAAAAUCAUAAAGAAAAGACAGCGUCAAAGUGGAAUGAAAACGAAAACAAUGUCAACUGUCAAGACAGUAAAAACUCUUACCCAUGUCUAAAACAACACCCAAUUGAUUUAAACUAUGUCAUAGUCAAUCAUUGUACUUUAUCACAAUUUAUCUAAUGUCUCACUACACCAGUCACAAUAUGUCACAACUCACCGCACUCGCGUGAUAUACGUGGUCAGAUUGAAACGCAGUUAUAAGAUAUGAACUGCAAUAAUCAUCUUACGUGACCUCUUAGUAGUAUUUGAGCUCGUUAGUGAUUGUAGUUAUACAUUUAGAUUUUUGGGCUGUUAAUUUAAAUUUAUUAUAUUAAAUAUUUAGAGUUUAUUAAUUAUAAGUCGAAAAUGUAUGGUAUGUUCAUUGUUCAUGAUGUUUAUCUUUAUAUAUUAGCUUAAACUAACCUUACAUUAUC
Molecule: messenger RNA, 4464 nt
Organism: Bolinopsis microptera
Lineage: Eukaryota; Metazoa; Ctenophora; Tentaculata; Lobata; Bolinopsidae
Product: receptor-type guanylate cyclase gcy-7-like
Exons: 19
Coding region: 7-4026 (1339 amino acids)
Biological process (GO): receptor guanylyl cyclase signaling pathway; protein phosphorylation; cGMP biosynthetic process
Cellular component (GO): plasma membrane
Molecular function (GO): peptide receptor activity; adenylate cyclase activity; ATP binding
Source: RefSeq, a predicted model, not a curated record